Messenger RNA from Morone saxatilis (striped sea-bass), 1832 nucleotides. It is a transcript of the gene pkdc, whose product is annotated as protein kinase-like domain containing. The coding region runs from base 240 to 1202 and encodes 320 amino acids. The transcript has 3 exons. The record is from RefSeq and is a predicted model, not a curated record. NCBI's taxonomy places the organism in Eukaryota, Metazoa, Chordata, Actinopteri, Moronidae.
CUGCCCAUUGAGACGUAAAGGAAAGCAUAUGCAUUCUGUUUUGGCCUAUGUGAGUCAGUUAGUUUUGCAUACUUACUGUAUUAUUUUGGCUUACAUUGUUAAUGUAAUAGUAGCAUCUUCUGAAUGUGUGUGUGAGAAAGGAAUAGGCAGAAACACAGCCUGUUUUGGUGUCUGGAUGCACAAGCUUGAUCAUUUGUGAGUGAGUGUGCUUCCUCUUUACGGAUCAGCUCUGACUGGAAAUGAAACAGGAGUACCAGGAUCUCAUCCUGCAGGCGUGUGGUGCUUCCUCCCUGCGUGUUGGAGCAAAGAUCCAGACUCUGUGGAGCGGUUAUGGGGAGAUAGUCAGGCUGCACCUGGAGGGCUGCGACCGGCCCUCCGUGGUCGUCAAACACGUCAAGUUUCCAGAGGAGGCCGAGCACCCUGGCGGCUGGAACACGGAUCGCUCCCACAGACGUAAAGUGAGAUCCUACCAGGUGGAGACACACUGGUACCAGAACUAUUCCACCAAUCAGAGCUGUCGGAUUCCUGCCUGCCUGGCCGCCUGUUCCCACGGAGACGAGAUGCUGAUCGUGCUGGAGGAUCUGGAUGCUGUUGGUUACGAUCAGAGAAGGACCAGCGUGAAGGACAAAGAAAUAAAGGCUUGCCUCAGCUGGCUUGCCCACUUCCAUGCUCUCUUCCUGGGCGUGGCUCCGGAGGGCCUGUGGCCUGUCGGUACCUACUGGCACCUGGAGACCCGGCCAGACGAGCUGGAGGCCAUGGACGACGCCAAGCUCAAAGCAGCAGCUGGAGAUAUCGACCGGAUACUCAACGACUGCCGCUUCAAGACCGUCGUUCACGGAGACGCCAAGUUAGCCAACUUCUGUUUUUCUCAGAGUGGAAAGGAGGUGGCAGCUGUGGACUUUCAGUAUGUUGGUGGUGGCUGUGGGAUGAAAGACGUGGUGUAUUUUUUAGGAAGCUGCAUGGAGGAGAGGGAGUGUGAAAAGAGGGUACCGGGCCUGCUGGACUUCUAUUUUACAGAACUAAAGCUAUCUGUGAAAAAAGAUGUGGACUUUGCUGCCCUGGAGAAAGAGUGGAGGGAGAUGUUUGCGUUUGCCUGGACGGAUUUUCAUCGUUUUCUACUCGGAUGGAUGCCUGGACACUGGAAAAUCAACCGGUACAGCAAACAGUUGACCAAGGAGGUUCUGGGCAAACUGAAACUGUAACCAGAAGCAAAAAGACCUUUUAACUCCAGACAACCAGAGAACUGAGCGUGUGGCUAGAAGGUGGCAAGUUUGAAUGGAAAUCUGCAGUGAAUCCCUCACAAACACGCACUCCUCAGUCCUUUCAUCACCUCUGUGCAGUGAAGCAUGCAAAUCAGACUGUUUCUGGAUUAAUAAAAGUUUGUGUAAAAUGCUCUGACUUUUCUUUCCUACACUGCAGCUCUUCUGUCUGUUUGCCUCAUGCACCCACACACUUUGGUUAAUGAAUGUCAUUAUGUGAAGUGAAAAUGUCGUUUCGGAGGUUAGGGUUAGGUUUACCGUGUGUUGAAUAUAUUUGGCUCGUGAACUAAACAUAUAUUUAGUAGUCAAAAAAUACAAAACACCUUUUUGUCUUUUCCAGUAGCAGAAAUGUCUGCUGUAUCCUGAUUAGGACUAUUAGCUGUAUUAUUACUGCACACUGUAUGUUUGUAUCACAUACUGAGUUUUGACUACUCUUCCACAGUAUUUGAAUAGUGCCACAAAUUUUCAUGGCUGUAAAGAAAGCAAAUGUGACCAUAGAGAUACAAUUGUUGUAUGUAUAAGAAAUGUGACCCCAGUAGUUGGAGCUUGUUGCACAUUUACUAUUUAUGAUAA